Molecule: messenger RNA, 522 nt
Organism: Amphiprion ocellaris (clown anemonefish)
Lineage: Eukaryota; Metazoa; Chordata; Actinopteri; Pomacentridae
Source: the annotation of a RefSeq genome assembly
AUGGUUUAUAUUUUCUUUUUAUUUUUGUUUUGUUUAGUUUUAGGGUUAGCGGCGGUCGCUUCUAACCCUUCUCCUUACUUUGCGGCCUUGGGCCUAGUAAUGGUUGCUGGGGCAGGGUGUGGAGUGUUAGUGGGACAUGGUGGCUCUUUUUUGUCCUUAGUCUUGUUUUUGAUCUACUUGGGAGGGAUGCUAGUUGUGUUUGCAUAUUCAGCGGCGCUUGCUGCUGAGCCUUAUCCGGAGGGGUUGGGUAGUUGACCUGUAUUGGGGGUGAUGUUGACAUAUGCAUUAGGGGCAGUUAUGGCCUCGGUCUUUUUUUGGGGAGGGUGAUAUGAGGGAUCUUGAACGUCAGCAGAUGAGUUUGUAGAGUUUUCUCUAUUUCGUGGUGAUAUUGCAGGGGUGGCUUUAAUGUAUUCUAUGGGGGGAGGUAUUCUGAUUAUGGGGGCUUGAGUGUUGCUUUUAACCUUAUUUGUGGUGCUAGAGUUAACCCGGGGGUUAAGUCGGGGGGCGCUUCGAGCUGUCUAG